AUGCGAACACAGCCUAUUUGGAUGGAUGUGAAGACUGUUCCACUCUUUGGUAAGAGCAUUGCCGAGUUGCCGAAAGGACAAGGCGUCGAAGUUGGGAGGGUGUGGCCAAACAGCUGGACAGAGGUCAAGGCAAGGACUUUGUGUGAGAAGGUUUUUCAGGAAUCGCGAUCAGUACAAGUGUGCAAGAAUGUGAAAGGCGUUGACAUCAGCGGAAGCAUUGAAAACUGUAUCCUGGACAUUCAGUUGACAGGCACCACAGACUUUUUUCGAUUCUCUGUCGACACGGUGAGAGACAAAUGUCUACACGAGGUGUUGGUUGACCCUGCACUCUGGGUGAAAAGUGGGGAGAAUAACACGUCAGCCUAUGACAUCGUUGUCGCCGAGGCUUGUCUGAACGACUGCAGCGGAAAAGGAACAUGUACAAGUGGUGCUUGUAUAUGCCAACCCAACUAUGGCGGCUCUGACUGUUCUGUUGACCUCACAACACCCCCACGAUUGGCUGAUUCGGAUACCGUUGAAACAUGCGAUAUGUCACGUGAUGCAUGUGGCGUUGUUCCCGUGAAAGGCGAGACGUUUAUCGAAGGUGUUUCAAGAUGUUUGGUUGAAGAGAUUAGGGUCAGAAAAUCUGGACAAGACAUCGUUGGAUCAAACGUACACAUGGCAACCGUGGUCGACAUCGGCCAUGCGCAGUGCAAAAUCGCUACCUAUGACAACACCGAACUUGAGGACGUCGAGUGCCUGCGUACCUACCGGAUAUCCGUUUCCAACAAUGCCUGUAGCUAUGGUAGCAGCGUGGGCCUGAUUGUGUUUAACAGUACAUGUAUGCUAACUAAUGGUGGCCGGGAAACAAAGUUAAACAGGAGAGUGAAGGUAUAUUAA
This is a messenger RNA of Haliotis rufescens (red abalone), 879 nucleotides long. RefSeq names its product von Willebrand factor D and EGF domain-containing protein-like. Bases 1 to 879 code for a protein of 292 amino acids. Lineage: Eukaryota; Metazoa; Mollusca; Gastropoda; Lepetellida; Haliotidae. The record is from RefSeq and is a predicted model, not a curated record. The transcript is spliced from 5 exons.